This is a messenger RNA of Somion occarium, 2678 nucleotides long. The record is from the annotation of a GenBank genome assembly. Lineage: Eukaryota; Fungi; Basidiomycota; Agaricomycetes; Polyporales; Cerrenaceae.
UGACUUACAAUCGGACUUUGAAAGUAACUAAUGUUCAGUAACAACGAUUUCUAGUCUGGGUACAGUACAACUCGCGUGUACUGUGAUCGGCUACUCUAUCGUCUACCACGACUUCCAUCAUUAUGGCUGGUGCCUCAGCAGCGGAUGUCCGAAGUAUCCUUUCACUACCAAGCCCCUCAACACCAGGACCUUCACAACCCAAAGCCAAAGUUCUUGGAACAUCUGAGCGCGCACGGAAACCUGAAGGGAUCUCAAGAGAGUUAUACUCUCUCAUUGGUCCUUCGGCCCCUACUCUCGCGGCGCAGCUUGCGAAACCACGACUGAAACAGAAGCCCAACCUUGGUGGUGGUGGGCGUGUUAAAUGGGAGUGGCAGACAUUCAAGAAUGCUGGGCGGACGGAUGAUUUGCGCCUUUCUCACUGGGCAAAGACCGGAACGGACCCUGAAGCUGAAUAUCCUUUCGCCAAGUAUAAUGUACAACCUACUAGCUAUGUCUACUCUCAGGACGAAUACAGCCGGUUCCUAGAAGAUAAGGAAUGGACCAGAGAAGAGACAGAUUACCUCUUCGAACUCGUCCGGGAGUAUGAUCAACGCUUUUACAUUGUCGGAGACCGAUAUGACUAUCCUGGAGGUUCUCCACGCACUCUUGAGGACCUGAAAGACCGAUAUUAUAGCGUCUGUCGGAAACUUGUUCGUAACAGACCUUGGGCUGGUGAUGAAGCUAGCAAGGCUCAGUUGAUCUCAAGCUUCCAAUUUGACAAAGAUCGUGAAGCUACCCGCAAGAAGUACGUCGCGUGCCUUGAGAAUCGCACGAAAGCCCAAAUUGCAGAAGAGGACGCUCUGUACGUUGAGCUCAAACGACUCGAACAGACUGAACGUCGCUUCAAGAAAAAUCGGGACGAGCUUCUCAGAACCUUGCUCGGAGUCGAAUCGGGGUUACCUGAUAUUCCUGUGGAAGAUGAGGCUCCACUGAAUGGUUCAGGUUUGCAUGUUGACACCAAAGAUAUCAAGAAGAAUAAGAGGAAAGGCACACAUGAAGUUGAGACUCCGAUUUCUGCAACCCCAUACAGUGCCAAUGUUAUUAGUCUCGGGCAACCUGUACCGAGGAAAGCGCAGUCGGCGAAGAGUGCUGCAUACGAUGCCUUGCAUUGUAUCAUUCGUACUGAGGCCCCUCAAACGACCUCCAACAAAGCCGCGCAUACUCCUGUCUACUUGAGAGGUCUUAAACUUCCAGCACCAAAGUCGGCAGUGGCUGCCAAGAUUGCCCAAAUUCUCGGCGAACUUGGUAUCUCCCAUACCCGUCUUGUAAUGCCUACGAAGGAGAACUGCGCUCAGCUGGAAAGCCUGAUCGAAGCCGCAGCGGCGUUGGUAGAGACGAAGAAAUGCGUGGAUAAGGUCGAGCAGGAUAUCCGAAUCGCUAAAAUGCGCUUGUCAAGUCAAGCGAAUGAAGGUGAGGAAGAUGCAGCUGGAACGCCGUCGGGUAUGGAUGUGGAUGAAGAUGCAGAAGGGGUGGAAGAUGAGAUGGAAGAUGGAAGAGCACCGAGUGUCGUCAGUACGAGGAGCACAAGGAGUAUCAAGGGAUACAAGCAGGUUCGUUCCCUACGUCUUCACUUGUUAUCCGCGAUGCUUACUUCCAAUAGUCACGACGAUCCUCAAUAUCCUCUGUCGACACCUCUGCAACCGGGCCUCUUCCAAAGCGUAGAAAACGGUAGAACCAUCGCAGGUUCCUACUUAUGUAUUUUGUCAUCAUGCUCUGUGUUUUCUCCCAUAUCUGGAAUGCUAUUACUUCGAAAGUUCUAUGUCUAUCGACAUAAGAUCUCUAGCACAUAUCACGCUACCGCCAUAGUCCUCUGCAGCGAGCGAACCGAUGGCGUUCAUGAUUCUAGCCGUUUCCUCAUUGACAUCAUCAUCUCCUGCAUAUCGGGGUGAAAAAUGAUUCAACACAAGUCGUUUUGCGCCAAUUCGUUUCGCAAAUGCCCCUGCCAUCUGAGGGGUGGAAUGGCCCCGAGAUUUGGACCUUGUUUCAACAGUUUCGUAGGUAUCGUCGUCUUUGGUAUUGGGAUCAAUCCCGGGUAGGUGAGCAUUGGUUGCUUCAUGGAUGAGGAGAUCGGCACCCGCAGCAAGUGUCGAAAUGGGAGAUGGAUCGUAGGUAUCGCCGAGGAUGACAAUCUUCCUACCGGGUCGACGCGGCGGGCCAUGAAGUACCGUGCCAUCCGAGAGCUCGAUACUUUCACCCUGCUGUAAACGGCUCAUAACGGACAUGGGAGUUUUUGUCCGUUUAAUGGCAGGGAUGUAUUGUUUUGGAUCCAUCUUCCCUGGAACUGGUCGCUCAGUCACAACAUACCCGACGCAGGGAACAGAAUGCAGUAUAGGCGCAGCAGAAACAGUGAUGAAGUCGUUUGUAAAGAUAUCCGACCAAAUGCCAUCAACUUGACGGAUGUCCCGACCAGUAGGAAGUUCGGCAGCAUGGCGAGGUAGUGACGUAUAGUCACCAGGAGGGUCUGUAGGGAAACGGAGUUCAUGCACUACAUACGGUGACCCGAGGAUGGUAUAGGUAUAUGUUAGACCAUUCCGGAUAUAUGCUCGAGUGCCCAGGGGACCAUAUAUUUCUAUAGGCUGUUGUAUGGCUCAGUUAAUUGGUUCAUUGAAUAGAGAGCACACUCUACCUGGCUUUCUUCA